UUGUUUAUUAUUAUUAUUAUAACAAAAUAAAAAGUCAAGUCACGUUGUAACGAAAAUUGGUUUUAAUCUCUUUUUAAAUUGUCCCACAAAUUGGUGACUCUUCCCACAGUCGGUUAAUGUUUGGUGUAGCAUAAUUGGUAAUAAAUUGAUCGGUACCAUACUUUAUUGAUGGUAUGCUGAAUGGGGUAUGCUGAAAUACCGAAAUUUUGUAGAUGACGUCUUACCAACGUUAUUUGUAGAUUUGAGCAGGGAACAAAGACAAAAUAUGUGGCUGCAAAAUGAUGGGUGACCAGCACAUUUUUCACAUAUUGCACGUGAAGCUUUAGUUUGGGAUUAUACUGGGCGAUGGAUUGGAAGGGGAAGUCCAAUUUCCUGGUCUGCCAGAUCACCUGAUAAUAGGAUAAUGUUUAUCGCGAAGUACCAACUACGCCAGAAAACAUGAAAGAGCGGAAAUUUUUAUGUAAAAUGAACCGUUUUCGAGAUAAUCGCUUGUCUCACGUUAAAUGGACCACCGUAUAUGGGAUGAAAAGACAAGAAUAUACAAAAUUUAAAAAAUGGUAGUUUUGUAGUUUCAAUGCAGAUUGGUAAAAGUCAUUUUGGAAUUACUUUCUAGAAAAACGUUAUCCAAUAGUUUAAAUAGCCAUGAAAAUGAAUUCAUCAAUAAGGCAAUUACGGACAAUGUUCUGGGAGCAUUAUAAAAUACGAAAACGGCACUUCCUAUUAACAUUGUUGGAGAUUUGUCUUCCAAUCAUUAUAUUUCUUGUGGUGGCAAUUAUACGAAGCAAACACUCUUCGUUCAAAAAAGACUACACUCCUACUAGACCCCCUUACGAAACAACGGAUUCUGAACUAUUAACUGCUAUCAAUAUUGUCGAUACCAAACUCUUCUAUUCUCCUCAAACGAAGUUUACCUCUGACUUGGCGAGAGAAAUUCAAUUAAAAGUUAACUUGUAUAAUGAAGGUGUAAAAGGGUUUGAUAGCUAUAAGGAUGUUAUUAGGUACUAUAAAAACAGUGGAGAUGAUGAGGUCGUAGUUUAUAUUAAUUUUGGUGAUGUUGAGGAUGAAAUUCCAACAAGAUUAAAAUACGAUAUACAAAUCUACAAAGAAGGUGUCGACUGGAAAACCGACAAAUUAUUUAGAUAUGAUUUAGUUUAUGCUCCUGAAGCAGGAUCACAGCAAUAUUUAGAAAGUGAAUUUCUAAUAUUCCAAUGGGCGUUGGAUACAUGUUACUUAGAAAUGCUUACCAAGUCACCUUUAAACAUUUCUAUGAGCUUUCAAGAAUUUCCACAUCCACCACAUUGGUUUGAUAAUGGCAUGAACACUAUGUUUGUUCACAUUUUACCGCUGUUAACAAUCUUAAGUUUUAUUUUCUUGAUCCCAGCUGUUUUAAGAAUCGUUAUUAUUGAGAAAAAAGCAGGAAUGAAGCAACUUAUGACAAUAAAUGGUUUAAAAUCUUGGGUAUAUUGGCUAGGAUGGUUUCUCAACGCUUGCAUUCCAUGUCUAAUAUCUACAGUUAUAAUAUCGAUUUUAUUAACGAAACGUCUUUUUACUGCUGAAUACGCUCCACUUCAAUACGUAUCAUUUCUUCAACUUUCUUUAUUGAUAUUCUUAUACUGCGCGGCUACCAUUAAUUUUAUAUUUGCUUUGAGCAUCUUUUUCAAAGAUGCAAUUUUAGCAAUGAUUACCGGUAUAUCAAUUUGGUUCCUUGUUUAUUUUGUUUACUCCAGUAUAGUCGGGAAUGUGGAUAUCAUGCCUCUUAAAUUAAAAUUGUUAGCCUCUUUAAUACCCACAAUCGGUUUAUAUAAUGGAUUUCAAGUGAUAUCUGUGGCGGAAAUUAGAGGAUCACCCGUUGGAUUUACUGAAUACCCCCGAGCAAGUUCCGAUGAUAUGACAAUGCAAAUGACUUUUAUAAUGUUGUUGGUAGAUGGCAUACUUUAUUUAACAAUUACUAUAUGUUUCGAUAGCGAUCAUCAAGGAAAAUAUAAAAUCUCUACUUUUCUUUCAAACUGUAUAAAUUUAUUCCGAAGUCGGAAUAAUCAAGAUAAUUUGAUCAAUAUGGAAUUAGAACCAAUAGUUUCUCAUGAAAAGGGUCAUGAAGUUGUGCUGGAGAUAAAAGACAUAACAAAAACAUAUGGCGAUAUAGUUGCUCUCAACAGAUUAAACAUGCAGAUUUAUAAGGAUAAUUUGACUGUUAUUCUCGGUAAUAACGGGGCGGGAAAAUCUACAAUACUAUCGAUACUGACAGGACUAGAGACGCAAACGAGUGGAAAAGUGACAAUGAAAUCAAUGGAGAAUAUUAAUUUACAAGACAGGCACCUUAUAUCAGUUUGCCCACAAGAAGAUAUGUUAUUUCCCGAGUUAUCCGUUGAAGAACAUCUUGAAUUUUUCGGAAAGUUAAAAGGUUUGCCUGACAAAGAAAUAAAAAAUAAUGUAGAGGUGCUUUUAAAAGAGCUAAAUCUUUAUGAUAAACGAAAAGCAAACGUUUUGGAUUUAUCAAGUGGAACGAAACGUAAAUUAUCCAUUGGAAUAGCUAUUCUGGGAAAACCCAAAUUUAUAAUAUUAGAUGAGCCAACAGCAUCUAUCGAUUCAAAUGGUCGAGCAGAGAUUUGGGAUAUAAUUUUGAAAUAUAAAAAAGACAGCAUUAUUAUACUCACCACUCAUUUAAUGAUAGAGGCAGAAGUACUAGCUGAUCGUGUUGCCAUUCUUGUAGACGGUUCAUUACAAUGCUAUGGCACUCCAGCGUUAUUAAAGCAAAAAUUAAAAGUUAGUUAUCAAAUACAACUGUUCUACACAGUUAAGGAACAAAGAAAAGAAAUUGAAACGUUCAUUAGAAAAUAUAUAGAAGCAAAUAUAAAACCAGAAAUUCAAAUAAACUCAAACAAAUAUAUGAUGGACUUCAGUACAUUAACAGAAGAAGAAGCUAAAAUACCAAGCUUUCUGAAACUGUUAGACGAUCGGAAGAAAAAAUUCUCCAUCAACAAUUACAAAAUCCGUCUCAAUAUGUUAGAAGCCGUGUACCUCAGGUGUAUGGAAAUAUACAAUGCCAAAAUCAAAGCUGAUGAGCACAGACAACAAGCAGGUGAUCAUAUGUUGAGUUCUUUACCAAAUGAAAAUAAGAGCAAUUAUUGGUAUAAAUUUAAACUUAUCGCAGACAAGAAUUUGAAAAUACAUCGAUCUAUGAUCACAUCUUGGACAACCAUGAUUAUUCUCUUUUAUUUAUUUUUCGUCUUAACUUUUACCAUGAACGACAGCGGAUAUAGAAACCUUAGCAAAGAUGGUAAAAGACUUCCGCUUAGUUUAGAUUCAUACGGGAUCACAAAAGUCUAUUAUGAAACGAAUUGUGAUGGAACGAAGAUAGAACGCAUAUUUACAAGUCUAGUCGAAUCGACUUCGUCAAGAGCACAUAAAGUUGAAAACAUUUCGAAAACUGUAAUCGACGUUGGAUUUAAUAAUAUUGUAGAAUACAAACAGAAGCUAAUAGUGGGGGCCAAGAUUAUUUGCGAUGAAACCUCGAAACCUCUAAAAAUUAUGGUCAUGUAUGGAAAUCACCCCAUUCAUGGAGCUCCUAUAUCCUUAAAUUUAAUUACAAACGUUCUUGUAAAAUAUUUAACUGACGAAAAUCGUGAAAUAAUUGCUUCGAAUACACCUUUAAGAUCAGCGAAACACGGAAAUCAACCCAAGAACGUAUUUUUAGCGGAUUACAUCAUAUCUUGGGUGAUACUUUUGUCGAACGCUUGUUUAUUUUCUGUCGUUAUGUUUUCUGCUUUGCCGACAUUAGAAACAAGCUCAUUUAUAAAAACCUUAUCCAGGAUUUACAAAUUAAAUUCACUUCCUUACUGGUUUUUUAAUUACGUUAUAGAUAUACUAUUGUAUCUUAUUAUUAUUAUAAUACCGAUUAUGGUUUUGGGAAUAGCUUCCACUUUAAAUUUCGUGAUACUGCAAACAAGUGGUUAUUGGAAUUUAGUAAGUAUCCUGAUUUUGUAUGGGAUAACUAUGAUUCCGCAUACAUAUCUUUAUUGCUUUUUCCAAUCAUCAGUUUCGAAUGCAAUUGCGGUAUUAUUAAUACUGAAUAUGUUAAAUUCGGUUCUGGUUGCUAUGACGUUUGUACUCAAGGAAUAUUUUGGUCUAGAAUUAUUUCUUUACAUUUUUUCGAUAAUCGAUCCUCAUGUUGUUUUUACUUACACUUUAUCCGUUUUUUGCCAAAAAAUGAUCAACAAUCACAAUUGGGAUGUGAAAACACCGGAACAAAAAGAAAUAAUCUGUUAUGAUACACCUUUACCUUGCUGCGAUCCAGAAAGUGUUAAGUGUACAGAAGAGAGAGCUUAUAUACCAUAUCCACUUUAUCUUUAUAUAAGCACUGUAUCGGCUGUGAUUAUAUUAUUUACAAUCAUUAUAAUGGAUAGUGGAAAUACAUAUUGGAAAAAUAUUUUCAGAAAGCCUGAAGAAAAUGUUACAUUUGGCGCUAAAGGAGUACAAAAAAGCUACAAAAGCGGUAUAUUAGGAUCAAUAUUCAAAUCGGCUCCUAUAAAAGUUGUUAAAGAUCAAUCAUUUGAGGUAUCCAAAGGAGAAUGUUGUGGUUUCAUUGGAGUUAAUGGAUCCGGUAAAACUACAUCAUUUAAAAUACUAACAAAUCAAGAACAACCAGACGAAGGUGUAAUUUAUAAAGACAAACAUUCAUUAAUUGGAUAUUGUCCUCAACAACAUUCUUUACUAUAUUCUUUUACUGGAAAAGAGCUACUUACUUACUUUGGCAAAUUAAGAAAUCCAUUCAUUGACGAGAAAAUCAUAGAUGAAUUACUUGAAAAAUGCGAUUUAGAUAAAUUUAAAAAUAAGCCAUGUGGUACUUACAGCAGAGGGAAUAAGAGAAAAUUAAAUAUCUGCAUAGCACUGAUAAAAGAUCCCGAUAUUAUUAUAGUCGAUGAACCUACAUCGGGCCUUGAUCCAGAAAGCAGAGAAAAACUAAUGAUGUUCUUAAUGGAAACUAAAGCACGUUUGAAAUCAGCUUUACUUUUUACGUCACAUGCUAUGAAUGAAUAUGAAUUACUCUGUGAUAAAUUCUUAGUAAUGGGAGUGGAGGGAGUUAAACAUGAUGAAUGUUAUACGGCAAAUGAAUUAAAAGAAAUGUUUAACCUCGGUCAUAUUGCUCAAAUCAAAGUAAAGACGGGUGAACCAUGCGACCCAAUAUUACACGCUUUAAUAGAGUUGCUUGUGGACGUUUCUAAAGUAACUUAUAAAAAUUACAUUUUAACUGUUUCCAUUAAGAACUCUGAUUUGUGUUCAAUUAUAGAUGCGCUGACAAAAAUAAAAAGUGAAAGAACGGAUGUCACUAAUUUCAUGGUGAAGGAAUCAUUUUUGGAUGGACUUUUCUUAGAAAUCAUGAAAGGAAUCAAUAAAUAACAUUAAUCGAAAAGAGAUAACUUUCAUUCACCUAAUUUUAUGGGUUACAAUUUAGAAGCUAUCAUUUAUAAACAUUUUAUUGAUCAUUUCUUAAAUUUAAUAUAGUAAAGUAGAAGAUAAAAUAUAGUAGAUAAAGUAUAUUUUUGUAAAAAAAAAAAACAAACAUUUACAAUAAAUCAUCACUUUUAAGAACCA
Molecule: messenger RNA, 5592 nt
Organism: Onthophagus taurus
Lineage: Eukaryota; Metazoa; Arthropoda; Insecta; Coleoptera; Scarabaeidae
Source: RefSeq, a predicted model, not a curated record